AUGGUUUUCGUUAAUAGCUGGGGUGUCUGGGCGUUGGCUCUUGUCAGCGCCAUUGUUGCCCGCGCGAUUGUUAGACGAUAUUGGACCUCGAUCGGGGAUAUCCCCGGCCCACUGUUGGCUUCAUUCUCGAAUCUCUGGCAGGUCUCGCAGAUUUUGAAAGGCCAUACCGAAACGGCAACGAUCAGAUUACAUCAAAAACACGCGGAGAAUACGGAUCCUUACCGUGUGUACUGUCAAGGGUACUUUGUUCGCGUCGCGCCAAAUGAAAUCAGCGUUUCUCAUCCCGAUGCCGUCCGACAGCUGCUUCAUGCGCAAAUUGCAAAGGGCCCAUGGUAUGCAAUCAUGAGUCUACCGGACUAUCGCUAUGUCAACCAAAUGUCGGAAUUAGAUCCCCAGCAACAUAUCAGAAAACAGCGAAACAUCGCGUCGGGCUAUGCUCUCUCCAACAUCAUUCAACAUGAGCCGCAUUUUGACGCAGUACUCCAGCUAUUAACUUCCCGCCUGGACGACUUUUGCAAGUCCGACCGUCCGAUUGAGUUAGAUCGGUGGUUUACCUUUUUCGCCUUUGACGUUGUAGGUGAGGUCAUUUUCUCCAAGUCGUUUGGCUUCCUCGAACACGGUAAGGAUAUCAGAAACGCCAUUACAAACCAGAGACUCCUAGCGCCCUAUGCCGCGGUUAUGGGCUACUAUACAUGGUUCCAUAACCUGACGCUGGGAAACCCGCUUCUUAGCCGACUGGGGAUCCAGCCGUCUUCUCACAUUCUUGACACGUGUAUUGCGGCCAUCGAGAUGCGCAAGCAAAACCCUGAAAAACGAAAUGACAUGAUGCAGAAAUGGCUUGACACUCGUGCCAAGUAUCCUGAUCGCAUGGAGGAAGUUGAGAUCUUUUCCACGGCCGUUGGGACUCUUGGCGCUGGUGGAGAUACCGUUAGCGCAACGAUACAGGCGCUAUUCUAUUUCUUGAUUCGUCAUCCUCGAUAUAUGUUUCGGCUGCGGGAUGAACUCGACGCUGCUGAGGCCCGCGGGGAGCUCUCGCCCAUUGUUCAGUAUGCCGAAGCACAGAAAUUACCCUUCCUCCAAGCCUGUAUAAAGGAGACAUAUCGGUUCCACACGGCUGUUGGUCUCGGUCUUCCGCGAGUCGCCCCUCCAGGUGGGAUUACUAUCGCCGGCAGAUUCUUCGCUGAAGGGGUAAAAUUCUCCCCAAGCCGUUCAUUUUGUGUGAUUCAAAAAGUUGACAGCGAAGUCCAGACUAUCCUCAGCGUCAAUCCCUGGGUUUUUCAUCGAAAUCCUGACAUAUUCGGUCAGGAUUGCGAUAGCUUCAACCCAGACCGUUGGCUGCAUGGAGUAUUAGGAGAUAUGAUGGGGGCCGGGUACAACGCAUGUCCCGGGAGGAAUUUCGCUCAAUUUGAGAUAUGCAAGCUUGCUGCCACGGUGUUCCGGGAUUAUGACAUUGAGCAAGUAGACCCCAAGCAAGAGUGGACAUGGCGCAAUCACUUCAUCUGCGUGCCAUAUGAAUGGCCCUGUAAAAUUCGACGUCGUUCAAAGACAUGA
This is a messenger RNA of Penicillium argentinense, 1551 nucleotides long. Its product is annotated as cytochrome P450. NCBI's taxonomy places the organism in Eukaryota, Fungi, Ascomycota, Eurotiomycetes, Eurotiales, Aspergillaceae. The transcript has 5 exons. The record is from RefSeq and is a predicted model, not a curated record. The coding region runs from base 1 to 1551 and encodes 516 amino acids. Gene Ontology annotation, molecular function: oxidoreductase activity, acting on paired donors, with incorporation or reduction of molecular oxygen; heme binding; monooxygenase activity.